This is a messenger RNA of Boeremia exigua, 4945 nucleotides long. Its product is annotated as UDP-glucose:glycoprotein glucosyltransferase-like protein. The record is from RefSeq and is a predicted model, not a curated record. Gene Ontology annotation, molecular function: UDP-glucose:glycoprotein glucosyltransferase activity. Bases 241 to 4749 code for a protein of 1502 amino acids. Gene Ontology annotation, cellular component: endoplasmic reticulum. The transcript is spliced from 2 exons. Lineage: Eukaryota; Fungi; Ascomycota; Dothideomycetes; Pleosporales; Didymellaceae.
CAAGCACGGCUUCUUUUUGUCUUCAGUACGAGCGGUCAAGGCUCUGAUUACUGUGUCGACUCUGGUAGUUGCACGGCUCCAAAACGUUGCUCUCGCGUAGAGUCAUCCCGAAACGGAAUGCUACACGUUGCAACAACUUCCUGAUACUACACAUCUUUCGCUUUCCCUUGACUACAUCUUCCACAACCUCGAGGGAAGCUGUAGGAAGCUUUCAGGAAGCUACGUUCCGGGUUCGGCGAGAUGCGCACUCCAGCCUCUUUGCUGAGUGCAAGGGCACUCGUCGCGUUGAGCGCAUUCAGCCGCAUCGGCGCUCUUGCAGAUUCGAGCAUCAACGUUGCUCUACAGGCUGCAUUUAACCCAGCCCCUUACUUGGUCGAGCUCCUAGAAACUGCAGCGGAAGAGAACGCGACCGCAUACUUCCCCCUCCUCGAUCGCAUCUCUGAAGGCUGGCUCGACGAGCUCGACACAGAGAAGCAAUUGUACGACAAGUUCAUCGAUAUAUUACAGACAGACGGCCACAUCACUGACGCCGAGACCCUCGCCUCUUUCAACCUCGCCCUUUCUGUACGUUCGGCGGCGCCGCGCAUAGAAGCACACUACCAAUUCUACAAGACAUCGGUCGAGCCGUCUCUGGAAUCCGAACAGGGCAAGAACUGCCAGCUAUGGGUCUCUCUCAAUGGCCAACAAUACUGCACACCACACAUAGACGAUGGCGAGCCAGCAGGCAGCAUUCGAAACGAGCGCACGAACGAGUUACCAUUCGAUCGUAUCCUGGGAAACAGUUCGGCCCUGCCUACCAUUGUGUACGCCGAUAUUACCGCCCCGCGGUUUAAGAAGUUCCAUAAGACUGUGAGCAGGACUGCGAAAGAAGGGAAGACAUCCUACCGGGUCAGACAUAAACCCUCCCUGAAGGGCCCCAAGACACCGUUGGUCGUCAACGGCUACGGUGUCGCCCUACAGUUGAAGAGAACGGACUAUAUUGUCAUCGAUGAUAGACAGGCAGUACAGAGUGACACGGCAGACCAGAAACCGCUCGGGACCGAACUGGACGAACAGGCUGCAGACCUGAAGCCGCUGGCAAAAGACGAUGUGCCUGACCUCGCUGAGAAGGCUGCAAGCUUCGUGCUGCAAAGUGAUCAGCCAAUGAACACGCUUCUGAAGCUGGUACGCGAUUUUCCAAAGUACACCACGACCAUCGCUGCGACCAACGCGACCUCGAACUUCCUCACUGAGCACUACAAUAACCGCGAACUUCUCCUGACUACAGGGCACAACAUUAUCUGGAUCAACGGCGUGCAAAUCCCUGCAAGAGAUGUGAAUCCCUUUGCCCUCCUCGCCCAUCUGCGGCGAGAACGGAUGCUGAUCAACGGCAUCAGAAGCCAGGGACUGUCGGGUCCAGACGCCAUUCGACUUUUGUCACACUCCGCCAUUGCACAGGGCCAGAGUGGUGAAGAGCCUCAGCGGUACGACUUCAGGGAUGAAGCUGAAGGAGGCAAAGUCAUUGUCUGGAUGAAUGACGUCGAGAAGGACUCUCGCUAUCAGAGCUGGCCCACUGAGCUCCGAGCUCUGCUACAGAGGACGUAUCCUGGCCAGUUGCCCAACGUCCGACGCGACAUUCACAACGCGAUCUUGCCCAUCGACUUCACUGAUCCCGAUCACGUCUCCAAUGUAAUCGAGACAGUCAUUGGCCUUAUCAGACGUGGCAUUCCGUUGCGAUGGGGACUUGUACCGCAGACUCGGACCCCUAGUGCUGAGGAACAAGCAAAGGUGGUAUACUACCUGCAGCACACGUACGGUCUCUCUUCGGCUACCAAGUACCUAUUGACAGCGAUGGAUACAAAGAAACUGGCGGGACCAGAUAAGGCUAGCUUCGAAAUCGCCAUUAAGACGGCCACACUCCGGAAGGACCGUGAAACGCUCGAGUUCGAGGAGAUUCUCGCAUCGGAGACCCUUGGCGAGCGCGUUGAGAAAGCCAAGCACUACCUCGAACGCCUCGCAAUGAACAGUCCAAAUGCCCCAGCAAUCGUAAACGGCGUGCCGGUUGCGCAAGGCGACAAUUGGCUGUCAGAACUUAGUCAACGGAUCAGUGUGGAUCUUCGUCAGAUUCAGAAAGCUGUGUACGAGGGCGAUCUGAAAGAAGAUAGUUGGGUACCACAGCAGUUCCUGCUCCAGGCUGCAGCCAAGCGAAACCCGCUCAUCGUUCCAGAGAACGAGAAAGAGAUCAAACUCGUUAACAUGGCUGAGUUCGAGGAGAAGUACGGUGAGAUCUUUAUGAGAUAUCCUCGUAUCGUAGCUGCCGAGUCUGCCAAUAAGCGUGAUUGGGCACAUUUGACUGUAUUUGGUGAUUUCGACACUGAGUCCGGCCUAGCUCUGCUCAAGUCCAUGGCACAAUACCGCCAAACCAAUACGAACGUGGAAAUUGUCAUCAUGCAGAAUUCAAAUGCAGACCAGUCAGGUGUCUCCGAAGAAAUCCUGGAUGCCUUCAUCAAGAACAAACGCCAGCUUGACACCAAGACACUUCUGGAGCUCCUGGACAGGGAGGUGGCCAAGGCUCCAACGCCUCCAAGGUCUACACGUCUGCGCACACUUGCUGGGCCCCUGUAUGAGGAACUGGAGCUGAAACCUGGCCAGCUCGCUGUGCUAAUCAACGGACGCUUCGUGGGACCUAUCCCCGAGGACAAAGUCUUCUCCAGUGCAGAUAUUGAUAUGCUUGUUUCUUAUGAGGCAACUAAGCGCAUCGAACCUCUGAGCAGCGCUCUCGAGGAUCUGCAGCUGACGUCGAAGAUUGCUACACCAUUCGAUGUAGCUAAAAUCCAGUCUCUCGUAGCCCUUUCCACCGUCUCUGAUGUUCCCGAUGGUAUCUUCGAGACAGCAUCGACUCUGAGGACAAGUGCGUACAGUAAAUGGACCGCUGAGUACACUGCUAUCGUCAAGGGAACCAAGGAGAGCGCGAUCUUCCAAAUCGUUGCGUCUAUCGACCCUGCAACUGAGCAAGCACAGAGAUGGAUCCCAAUCUUGAAUACGCUCAGUGAGAUGGACGGUACCUACCUCCAGCUCUUCUUGAAUCCAAAGCAAAUGUUACAGGAGCUCCCUGUGAAGCGAUUCUACAGAUAUUUGCUCGGCUCCAAACCACGAUUCAAUGCUGAUGGAUCAGUUGAUCAUUUUAAGGCUCAGUUCAAGGGGAUCCCAAGGAAAGCUCUUCUGAACUUGGGUAUGGACGUCCCGCCAUCCUGGCUUGUUGCCCCCGAAGAGUCGAUCCAUGAUCUUGACAACAUCAAGCUGAGUUCAUUACCUGCCGAUACCGACAUUGACGCAGUCUAUGGACUGGAGAGUAUUCUCAUCGAAGGGCAUUCACGCGAUACUACCAAUGGCGGUCAGCCACCCCGCGGCGCCGAGGUCGUGCUGUCUACCGAAAAGGACCCACACUCUGCCGAUACCAUUAUCAUGGCCAAUCUUGGUUACUUCCAGUUUAAGGCAAACCCUGGAUUCUACAGCAUCCAGUUGAAGAAGGGCAAAUCACAGGAGAUCUUCUCUCUCGACAGCGCCGGAGCCAAAGGCUGGGCGGUGCAACCUAACGAUGAGUCAAAUGAGCUUGUCCUCAUGAGCUUUCAGGGUACAACUCUAUUCCCCCGACUGUCUCGUAAGCCAGGGCAAGAAGAAGCCGACAUCCUCGCAGAUGAACAAUCGGUUGUGUCUGAGCUUGCGACAAAGGGCACGGAGAAGGUGAACAAACUGCUAGGCAAGAUUGGGCUCAAUUUCAACAGCGAAAAGGUCUUCAAGAAGGGCGCUGAGCUUCUGGCUGGGGCGAAACCUGCAAAGACUCAGGCAGAUAUUAACAUCUUCUCGGUGGCGUCUGGGCACCUCUACGAACGCAUGUUGAGCAUCAUGAUGCUCUCAGUCAUGAAGCAUACUGACCAUAGCGUCAAGUUUUGGUUUAUCGAACAAUUCCUCUCGCCUUCAUUCAAGCACUUUUUGCCUCACUUGGCUGCAGAGUAUGGGUUCGAGUAUGAACUGGUGACAUACAAAUGGCCGCACUGGCUGCGGCAGCAGUCGGAAAAGCAGCGCGAGAUCUGGGGCUACAAGAUUCUUUUCCUGGACGUGCUCUUCCCUCUCGACCUCGACAAGGUCAUCUUCGUCGACGCGGAUCAGAUUGUGCGCACCGACAUGUUCGAGCUCGUGACGCACGAUUUGCAGGGAGCGCCGUAUGGGUUCACGCCAAUGGGCGACUCGCGCACAGAAAUGGAAGGGUUCCGGUUCUGGAAGACAGGCUACUGGGCCAACUUUCUCCGCGGCAAGCCGUACCACAUCUCGGCGCUGUACGUGGUCGACCUGAACCGGUUCCGCAAGAUGGCGGCCGGUGACCGGCUGCGGCAACAAUACCACAGCCUGUCGGCCGACCCGAACAGUCUGAGCAACCUCGAUCAGGAUCUGCCCAACAACAUGCAGUUCAACCUUCCGAUCCAUUCGCUGCCACAGGAGUGGCUGUGGUGCGAGACGUGGUGCGCGGACGCGGACCUGGCGACGGCUAAGACGAUCGAUUUGUGCAACAAUCCGCAGACGAAAGAACCCAAGCUGGACCGGGCGAAGCGACAGAUCCCCGAGUGGACGGUGUACGACGACGAGAUUGCAGGGCUGGCCCAGCGUACGCGGGGCGAGGAGAAGCAGGGCGAGGUUGUGGACGUGCAGGCUGAAGAGCAGGUGAGGGAGAAGCGGGAGAAGGACGAGGAGAGGACGCGGGAUGAGUUGUAGAUGCAAAUGCAGGAGGGAGUUUGUCAUGGACGUUUCAUACGUCAGAUGUAUAGUGACCGGGUAGACAUAGACAUGGAUAUGCGGCAUCGAUUGAUUGCCGUCCUAACGACGUGCUUGUGUUGAGGUAUCUACGCAGGCCAAGCACUGAAAAUCAACAAAAUGCAGGCAACGGAGCCCAGAGCACCGCUUUCAUUUC